Triticum urartu is the source of this 1295-nucleotide messenger RNA. RefSeq lists its product as uncharacterized. Lineage: Eukaryota; Viridiplantae; Streptophyta; Magnoliopsida; Poales; Poaceae. The record is from RefSeq and is a predicted model, not a curated record.
AGCAGCUAAACGGACCUGCAACCUAAUGGCGAACGCCCUGUCCUAAUCAUGCGGCCAUGCGCAUCGACCACGACUCUAUAAUCAUGCCGCAGCAAGAGGGAGGGAGAGAGAUUCUUCCCGUUCCCUCACUCCCAUCCCCACUAUCUCCCUCUCCCACCCCACACGCCGUGGCCGUGGGCAGCUAGUGGCACCUUGCCCUGCAACCAAGCAACACACAACGUCCCACCUAUCUCACCUCAUCUCACCUAUCCAUCCAAAAACAUCCGUCCGUCUUGCACCCCCAUGCAUUCGUCCGUCUCGAUCAGCACGACAUGCCGACAUCGCCGCCGUCGCUCCUGGACCUCCUGAGCCCCUCCCCUCCUGCUCCUGAGGCGGCGGCGUCGUCUGGACACGGCGGCGCCACGGUGGUGCAGGUGGUGCCGAUGGACGUCUCCGAGGAGCUGCUGGGCAAGUUCAUGGACGCCAGCGAGUUCGGCUUCGACUACGACACGAGCGGCCUCUGGUCCCCGCUCGUGCUGCUGCGGCCGGAGGCCCUCGCGCUCGCCUCGGCCCGCGCCAAGCGCCCGCGCCCGCGCCGGAGCUGGAGGAGGAAGAUGUUUUGCUGCUGGUGACAUGCAGAUGUUUUGCCAGAUGUGUCUCGGGCAAUUGGGAUGUUCAUAUAGAUCCUUCUGCAGUUUAGGGAGGCUUGUUAAUCGAUGUAUUUAAGGGAACAUUACUACUGUACUUAGUUUUCUGUAAGAAAUUAGGGGAUUUAACCCUGGGGUGUACUUUGGGCCCGAAAUGGCGAGCGCCAUUUUCACCCUCGAGUGAAUAAGGAAAUAUAAACAUAAGCAGGUCAUACGUGUGCAGUUGAUCCCACCAUUGUGGUUGGAUCCGACAACGACGGCGUUCAUGCACGGCACCGUUCCCUUGCUGAGGGUGUCGCUGUCGCGAAACCUUCUCAUAGUUGGGUGUUGUAAAAAGCGGUGGUAACUGUUGAUGUUUUACUGUAUUUUGAAAGGAGGCUGGAGUAACUUGUUCUUGUCUGAAAAUCGACUGAUAUCAAUGUAAGCUGUACUCAGACUCCCAGUUAAUGAGCUGCUCUGAGAUCUGAGGGCAUUAAUCUUCAGAUCCACAGUUGCAAGUUGCGCAAAUAAAAAAUCAUGCAGGAAGAAUGAAUAAAUAUCAUCUGGAGGUGAAGGAAAGAAGCCACAGGCAGGAACUGUAAACCUCCUUUUUCUAUGCACUGGUGAUUCUCACUUCACAUUACCAAAACGGUCUACCUAGACAAAUUACCUAUACUACAGAAUCAGUGG